ACUUGCCUCUUUUGCCACAUCUUUGCUCGUCUGAAUCUCCGUGCAGUUGGCUUGGUUGACAAGUUCUCCCUUUCCCUCUCAAAAUGUCGAAGCAGGUCUCCAUAAAAAUUGAAUUCAGUGGAGGGCUCGAGCUGCUCUUCGACAACCAGCGAUCGCAUCGCGUCGUCCUCCCUGCCCGCGUCUCCGCCACACCCGCGGACGCGAAGAGGAGCCUCAAGGACGACGCGGGGGCAGCGGAGGGAGACGGCCGGCCUGUGGACGUGGCGUAUCUCAUCCUAUGGCUGAAGGAUAACCUGCUGAAGGAGAGGGAGGAGCUGUUCGUCGAGAGCGGAACCGUGCGACCAGGGAUUCUUGUCCUCGUGAACGACACGGAUUGGGAGCUGGAGGGUGAGGGGGACUACCAGCUCAAAGACGGAGACGAGAUCGUAUUCAUCUCGACGCUGCACGGAGGAUGAAGACAUGUCGGAUCCGUGGCGACCAUAUGUGAGCCAUAAAUUGCAACCGUGAGCCGUUGGUUGAUCUGCCUGUUUUAUUCUCAGUAAUAUAGGCAUCGAUCUCGUCCGUUUCAACAUCGGAACGAGCGAACACUGGUACGACUCACACAAUAUAGCCUGGGACACGGCGGCUCAGGCGUGUAGAGGGUAGGCAGGACGAGGAAGGGGCUGAACAAGGUGGCAGAUGG
Molecule: messenger RNA, 682 nt
Organism: Fomitopsis serialis
Lineage: Eukaryota; Fungi; Basidiomycota; Agaricomycetes; Polyporales; Fomitopsidaceae
Product: ubiquitin-related modifier 1
Exons: 2
Coding region: 84-455 (123 amino acids)
Biological process (GO): protein urmylation; tRNA thio-modification
Cellular component (GO): nucleus; cytoplasm
Molecular function (GO): protein tag activity
Source: RefSeq, a predicted model, not a curated record